AUGGAAAUUAGAACGACUCGUGAAGGUGAUGAUAACUCGUAUAACGCAGAAAUCGAACUUCAUUUGCAACUUCUUUUGCCGUAUAAUUCACUACCUGCUCAGGUA
Molecule: messenger RNA, 105 nt
Organism: Brugia malayi
Lineage: Eukaryota; Metazoa; Nematoda; Chromadorea; Rhabditida; Onchocercidae
Gene: Bm285
Exons: 1
Source: RefSeq, a predicted model, not a curated record